This is a messenger RNA of Nymphaea colorata (pocket water lily), 1991 nucleotides long. RefSeq names its product asparagine--tRNA ligase, chloroplastic/mitochondrial. Gene Ontology annotation, molecular function: ATP binding; nucleic acid binding; asparagine-tRNA ligase activity. Gene Ontology annotation, biological process: asparaginyl-tRNA aminoacylation. The transcript is spliced from 15 exons. Lineage: Eukaryota; Viridiplantae; Streptophyta; Magnoliopsida; Nymphaeales; Nymphaeaceae. The coding region runs from base 85 to 1842 and encodes 585 amino acids. The record is from RefSeq and is a predicted model, not a curated record. Gene Ontology annotation, cellular component: mitochondrion.
CCCCAAGAUCGUCCACACCUCCCAGUGUAUGCUUUCCCUUCUCCCAUCCGGGCGGGAAAAGGAGCGAGGGCGGGAGAAGGGAGAAUGACGACGACGAUGGCCCUAACGCUUCCUUCCGCCGCUUCCUUCUACUCCGUCUGCUUCUCCUCCCAGUCCGCUACCGCCCUCCGCUACCUCCUGCGGUCCCCCGGGCUCCUCAACCCCUUUCUUCGACAUCAGAGCACGAUCUUCCUCCCUGCACCGUCCUCGUCUCCUGCGACUCUUCUUGGUCGUUUCGUUCUUAGGGCGCGGAUUGCUCCGGAGACGCGGCGGUGUUUCUGCACCAGCGUCUCCACGGAGGAGGCGGCGGUGACGAGCGAUCCGCAGCGGGAAAUUGGCGCGGGGGAGCGGGUCAGGGCGUUCCGGAAGCGCCUCCGGAUCGUCGAUGUGAAGGGCGGGCCGGAUGAAGGAUUGGAUCGGGUGGGACAGCGGCUUUCCGUUCGAGGAUGGGUUCGGACGUGCCGGGUGCAGAGUACCGUCACUUUCAUUGAGGUCAAUGAUGGCUCUUGUCUCUCUAACAUGCAAUGCGUGAUCAACUCUGACGUUCAAGGCUAUGAUCAGACAAUAUCUGGCUUUGUCACAACUGGUGCGUCUGUUUGGGUUGAGGGUGUUUUGGUAGAAAGUCAAGGAUCAAAGCAGAAGGUGGAGCUAAAGGUUGAGAAGCUUGACACAGUUGGUCAAAGUGAUCCAUCCUUUCCUAUUCAAAAGAAGAAGGCAAGUAGAGAAUAUCUGAGAACUAUUGCCCACCUCCGUCCUCGGACAAACACAUUUGGUGCAGUUAUGAGAGUGAGAAAUGCUUUAGCAUAUGCAACUCAUAAAUUUUUCCAAGAAAAUGGCUUUGUCUGGGUUGCCAGCCCAAUAAUCACUGCUUCAGAUUGUGAAGGGGCUGGAGAACAAUUCACUGUAACAACCUUGAUUCCUAGCUCGAGUGAAGGUUCAAAGUCAUCCAUCAUUGAUAUUCCAACAACUAAAGAUGGCCUUGUUGAUUGGUCACAGGAUUUUUUCGGGAAGCCAGCAUUCCUCACAGUAUCAGGCCAGCUCAAUGCAGAAACUUAUGCGUGCGCUUUAUCUGAUGUGUAUACUUUUGGCCCAACAUUUAGGGCGGAAAACUCAAAUACUUCAAGGCAUUUGGCCGAGUUCUGGAUGAUUGAACCAGAACUUGCUUUUGCGGACCUGAAUGAUGAUAUGGCAUGCGCUACUUCCUAUCUCCAGUAUGUAGUGAAGUACAUUCUUGAGAAUUGUAAAGAGGACAUGGAUUUCUUCAAUACCUGGUUUGAGAAAGGAAUCAUCUCCAGAUUGAGUAAUGUGGUUGAAAAGGAUUUUGUGCAGUUGUCAUACACUGAUGCUAUAGAGAUACUGCAGAGGACAAGCAAGAAAUUUGAGUUCCCGGUAAAAUGGGGAUGUGAUCUACAAAGCGAGCACGAACGCUACAUUACUGAAGAGGCUUUUGCAGGGUCUCCUGUCAUAAUCAGAGACUAUCCCAAGGAUAUAAAGGCCUUUUACAUGCGACAAAAUGAUGACCAGAAAACUGUUGCAGCUAUGGAUCUUUUGGUUCCUCGGGUCGGGGAGCUCAUUGGUGGAAGUCAAAGAGAGGAGCGGCUUGAUUUCCUUGAGGGACGUUUGGCUGAGAUGAAACUUAGUAAAGAGAGCUAUUGGUGGUACCUUGAUCUGCGACGUUUUGGUUCAGUCCCCCAUGCGGGUUUCGGAUUGGGUUUUGAAAGGCUAGUACAAUUUGCGACGGGGAUAGACAACAUAAGAGAUACAAUUCCCUUUCCACGCUCACCUGGUUCUGCUGAAUUUUGAGCCCCUCAUUGAUUCGGUAACAGAAAAUUUUGUUUGGUAUGUAAUUGCAAUUUUCUGUACUUUAUUUGAACGUAUUUGUAAUGUAUCUGCCUCCAAUUCUCCAGUGCUGCAAAACCACUCGCUUCACAAUCCUAAACUUGUUUCCUUCA